Messenger RNA from Ornithodoros turicata, 1549 nucleotides. RefSeq lists its product as uncharacterized. The record is from RefSeq and is a predicted model, not a curated record. The transcript is spliced from 6 exons. NCBI's taxonomy places the organism in Eukaryota, Metazoa, Arthropoda, Arachnida, Ixodida, Argasidae. Gene Ontology annotation, molecular function: protein binding. Bases 222 to 1157 code for a protein of 311 amino acids.
CGCCUCGGAGCUCUGUACCUGACGCGUUGCAUUGUAUUUGAUUUCUGCAUCUCGCGCCGUUCAUUGCCCGGAUUUUCAGCAAAUCUUCCCAUAUCUCGUUUUGAGAUAAGAAGAAAGGUUACGGUUUCUCCGCUAUCCUUGAGGCGUCACUCCUGUGCAGAUAAGCAGCCCUUACGACGUCCAGAGGAGAUCGCUCAAAACAUACGCGUAAGCUUCGUGCCAUGGCGACGAACGGGGUUGUGGUUGGAUACUUCUUUUCACUUUGGGUCUUGAUUUCGGCGGAUAGGACAACCAAGUCAACAGUGUACUACCUGGAUGACCUGUGCGCAUCUUCGCAGCGCGUCCAGGUCCGCAUAGGUGGUGCUGGUGUUCAGUCCGCGAUGGUACUUCGAGCGACAAGACACUACAUAGAGAACGGCUUCAACUGCACCGUCCAGAUUAGCACACGCAAGGACCGCAGUCUGCUCUACAGCAUACCAUUCCUGGACAUACCCAUGACUUGCCUGUCCGCACUCGAGAUAUGGGAUCAACGAGUGGACACGAAGCGGUUCUGUCGAAACCUGGACGAUCCGAGAGGAAAAGAAGCUUAUUGGAUCAUGUCACCCACCAUGUAUGUUCACCUUUACACGUCAAGGCAUGACUGGAACUACGAACGGAAGGGAUUCGAACUCGUUAUCACCUCCUUCCGACAGCCUCUGCACUUUGAUACCUGCUACGGCGACGAGUUCCAGUGCUCGAAUAAGCUAUGCAUCUGGAAAGAACUGGCGUGCAAUCAUGAAAACAACUGCGGCGAUCUUAGCGACGAGGACUGCGUGUCGAAAACCCUGUCUACGAUCAUCAUCGUCAGUGCAGCGAUCACGGUAGUCGUAUUGAUCUUUUGCCUUAUCUCAUACAUACGCAAGCGUCGAGGGGUCGGACCACACGAUCUCUCGAGGACAACAAGUGCACAGUCAUUCCAGAGCGACGGUUCGGCCAUGUCCGGUUUCGUGGACACGACGUAUCGGCCUCUGUACACAAAGCCUCUUCCAGAUAGCCCCUUGGUCUUAGUAGGUGACUUGCCAUCAAGGACACCCUCAGAAGACGGUACGCAAAGACCAGUGGAACAGAAACGAACUCAACCAAUGGAACAAUUGAACAGGUCGAUAUCGGAGCCCUAGAAGCACCGAGAGAAAGAGUUCAUGCUCGACGAUGUGGACCUUUAAGCACUUAUCGUGCUGUUGCGCCCACGGUGAUGACUCCUAAGCAGUGUGCAAAAGGGAACGAUGCUGGUUAUGCAGUGUACUUUUGUGACCCGCGUGUGGAUGCCUGUGUAGUAAAAUAUAUCCAGAAGCGGCACAGGGAACAUUUAGGGAACAGGUACUGCAGCUAGUAGGCUGUAUUAGUGCAUUAUCCUACGUGACGUGGACGGCUAUUGUCAUGUUGGUGUGUGUGUGUGUGGCGUUUCAGCCGCUGAGAUUGCACACGGCUGCUGUUAACUGAAGUGGCAAGCGAUAACGCUUGUCACGAUACACUGUGUAUAUCUGAGCAAAUACAAAACCAAUUAACAGUA